ACCAUGAAGACGAAAAUUUUUUCCUUCCUUUUGCUCUUACCAUUUACAACCACACUGUAGUCCAAAAGUUAGUAAUAAUGCCAUAAACGACUAAAUCUAUGUACUUAGAACAAAGAAAAACAAAGUUUGCCGAAAUAUCUGCUUAAAAGGAAUCGCCAAAGUAGCAGUAAUAGAACCAGCACCCCAUCAGCCUCAAAAUGAACUUCCGAGGUAACCAGUCAAGAUGGCGUUCUGAUAGUAAUAAUGAACACUGCCACUGGAACAAUAGUGAACCAUGGAAUCAAGAUCGGCAACCGCAGGACUUCACCAGACAUUCUCAACAGGAAGUUGGGUUCAGUCCUUCAUCUCAUAGCAGUCAUUCUCCAGCCCCUAGCCAAUCAUUGCAACAGCCAGACAAUUCACAAAUUGGCCAAAGAUACAGGCCUCCUAUGUCACUUAUUCCAAAACAAAGUGGACAGUCUUCAGGAUUCUUGUUAUCAAAUGAUCCACAGCAAUUCAAAGAGGAUAUUUCACUGUCGGAUCAUAUUCAGUCUUACCCAAGACAUCCAGCUGCUGCACCCCCGGAACAGAUAGGUCAUCAAGGUGCAGGUGAUGUGCAUCGGACAUUCUAUUCCAACCAGCAAGGCAGUACUUACUACUAUCAACAUCAAGAAAACUCCAAUGAUCAGAAUGAUAGACAGCAAUGGAAGCCUCAACAGUCUAUGAAUCAAAGCCAAUAUAACUAUUCUGAUCCGAUUCCUGAUGUUCAGUAUACCUCCAGUGUUGGUUACCAAGGUCGAAUUGAUUUUAGAGGCAAUCAUCAGGAAGAUAAUUAUGGUGAUUAUUGUCAUUCAUAUAAUCCAGCUGCUAAUAAUGCUGGCACCAGAAGUGGGAGUCCUCUUGAACGAUAUGCUCCUCAUGAUCAAGUAGGGCCUUCAGGAUUCCCUUCACUAAAUGUUCCACAAGGCCAACACUCCACACAAAGUCAAAUCCCCCUUCCUAUUUUAAACGAAGAAAAAGAAAGAACAUUCCCAGUUGUUGAUUUUCAAAAUAGAUAUCCUAAAAAUGUCCUUAAGGGUGAUGGAGGAAAGACUGCGUCAGAUGUGGAAUCACUUGAUCAGCAAGAUCAGAGAUGGAUUGACUCGUGGUUGAGGUCAAAGAGAGUCCAGGGAAGGAGGAACAAAAAAUCCAUAGAUACUGAUAUAAAGAUUCCUGUCAUCCGACAUCUUCUCAAACAAUGCUUUGGUUUGCUUGAUGAUUUGAAGAAAUUGAAAGACUCACUUACUGAUUGUGAAGGAGAUGAGGAAACAUGGUCUGAACAGAAGUCAAGAGCUUUACAACUGCAGGGUGAACUUGAGAGGGUCCAGAGCAAGCUUGAUAAGAACACCAUGGCAGCAUUUCGAGAGAAGUUGGAGAGGAGAACAAAGAAAAAGUCUUGGAGGAAGAAGAGGAAUGCUAUCCUUACAGAGGAACGCGAGGAGAAGCUUGUGAGGCGGCAACAACUUCAUGACAAAAUCGAUGCCGAACUGGGGGCAAAGAGGCAGAAGAUUACUGAUGCACAAAAGGAGAAAGAGAUGAAGGCAGGAGCUGACAAAACUCUAUCAGAAGUCAGAAAGAAAUUGUCAGAUGCUAAUAAAUCUCUCGAUCUACUCAGGUCUUUGAAGAAACUCCGGCAGAUCAGGAAAGAUUCAGCUGUCAGAAAAGGCAUGUUCUACCCAGCAGAAUGUGACAGGAACUUUGAAAGACAAGUUUUUGACCUGAUUAAGAUGAUGGAGACACAGAAGAAGACAUAUGAGGAUGAGGAAAAGACGCUUCAGGUCAUCCUAGAAAUGGAACAACAAGAAAACCUUGAGAAAGAGCGGGAACAGUUUAAAAACCGAGAAGAGCAGAAGGUCAGGAAGAAACAGAAUAGAAAUCUAGAGCUGCUGUUUGGAAAAGAAGAUGUUCCUGAUGAAACAGACCCACUUCGACCCUUCCACAAUUACUAUCUACAGGCAGAGCAAUCGUUACAGUCUUUACUUCAUAUCAGGAGAGAAUGGGAUACCUUCACAGUACCAGAUCAUGUCAUAGGUGGCAGCAGCAUUCCACAAGGCUGGGUGGUUCCCUAUGAACCCACAGAUGAAGUUUGGGCAUCAGCGUUAAAGAAUAAGAGAUGACAUUGAUAAUUUAUUGAUUAGAGACUUUCCUGUCCACAUCAUUAUGAACAUUAACCUCCACACAUGACAGAGUAAGAGACAUUGAUUAUUGAAACAUAGUAGCAUAGUUCUCUAGUGCACAUUGUUAAUGAAUGGUGUGACUUGUACUUAUUUCGUUAUUCUCUAUCAUUGUUGAAUAAAAUACCCAUGA
Molecule: messenger RNA, 2325 nt
Organism: Lineus longissimus
Lineage: Eukaryota; Metazoa; Nemertea; Pilidiophora; Heteronemertea; Lineidae
Product: programmed cell death protein 7-like
Exons: 10
Coding region: 198-2135 (645 amino acids)
Source: RefSeq, a predicted model, not a curated record